ACAGCUUCAUCAUUCAGUGCAGGGAUACAGAGAGAGAGAGAGAGAUCUGGUCAGAGACAGACAGAACGAAGGGAGAGGACUGCAGUAAGAGCGAGCUACUAGAGUUGGUGCUGAGGAGCUGCUGGAGCUGUAGUGUGAACUGAGGGGCACUCUCAGCAGGAACGGCUCUUGCCCUUCUAACAAACAGCUGACUGUAGCCAGCAUGGACGUUCUGAAGAAAGGGUUCUCGUUUGCUAAGGAGGGUAUGGUGGCGGCAGCAGAGAAAACCAAGCAGGGCGUUCAGGAUGCUGCAGAGAGGACGAAAGAAGGAGUGAUGUAUGUGGGCACCAAAACGAAGGAAGGAGUUGUACAAAGCGUGAACACAGUGGCUGAGAAAACCAAGGAGCAGGCGAAUGUGGUUGGAGGGGCAGUGGUGGCCGGAGUCAACACAGUAGCGAAUAAAACGGUGGAAGGAGUGGAGAAUGUGGCAGCAGCCAGUGGGGUUGUUCAGUUGGAUGAAUUUGGUCAGGAAAUUCCUGCUCAACCGGUGGCUGAGGGAGAACAGACCUUAGAGGAGCAACUGGUGGAAGCUACAGAGGCCACUGAAGAGACUGGAAAAUGAAGAGUCAUCAGUUUCUCAGAAGAUUCUGGGUGCACUUCCCCUCUCCCCUAAACCUUCACACCAGUGUUGCUGUAAAGACUCGAGGAUCACAGGUGUCCAGCCCCUAAUAGCUAACUGUAAAGAAGGGGAACUGUCCAAAGCCUAUUUGUUUCCUGUCACCUCCUAACUCUCAUUCUGUGUGUCCUACCGUGGUCGCCAAUUUAACAAGGGUCCCUUAAAUAACCAACUUUGAGCUGCUAUUCAUUUUGCCAUAUUCACCCUGUAGUCAGUCACCAUUCACCUUUGUAACAGCACUCUGUGUCUCCAUUGUCUGCUUUUGGUCACCUAAUUAUAUGGAUGGUUGCAACUCGUGGUAGAGCAGUGCAUGCUGCCUGAAUAGCUUUAUGUGUUGGCAUUUAACACAUGCAGAUUUUAUAACAAAUA
Hemiscyllium ocellatum (epaulette shark) is the source of this 1024-nucleotide messenger RNA. RefSeq names its product synuclein, gamma a (gene sncga). NCBI's taxonomy places the organism in Eukaryota, Metazoa, Chordata, Chondrichthyes, Orectolobiformes, Hemiscylliidae. Gene Ontology annotation, cellular component: neuronal cell body; axon terminus; cytoplasm. The record is from RefSeq and is a predicted model, not a curated record. Gene Ontology annotation, molecular function: cuprous ion binding. The coding region runs from base 203 to 601 and encodes 132 amino acids. Gene Ontology annotation, biological process: synapse organization; chemical synaptic transmission; synaptic vesicle endocytosis. The transcript has 5 exons.